CUUUAAAAACCAAUCCCUUUCUCCUUUACUUUCGCUGCUCCCUCAGUCCCUCGCGUGCUGAACCUCUUACAUCUGGCCUUCUCUUCACGUUUCUUCCAUUCCCCUUCUUCGUCCUCAUUCCGUUUGUCUCCGAGAGCACCCUAAAUACCCUUCUCCCCUAAGUAAACCUAUCUCUACCCGGAAAGAAGCCAUGAGGAAGGAAGUGCUUGAUUUCGUCUUGGUCCCCGUGGGCCUCACCGUUUUGGUGUCCUACCAUCUAUGGCUCCUGUAUCGUGUCAUCAAACACCCCACCACCACCGUCAUAGGAAUCAACGCCAUCAAUCGCCGCAUCUGGGUCCAUACCAUGAUGGAGGAUCCCCUCAAGAACGGAGUUCUUGCGGUGCAAACGCUAAGAAACAACAUCAUGGCGUCGACACUCCUGGCGUCGAUGGCGAUCACGCUGUGUUCGUUGAUGGCGGUGUUGAUGACGAACAGCAACGGCGGCUACCGCGGCCUCCGGGGGAAGAAUUUCGUGCUGGGCGACACGAGCGAUCUCGCGCUCUCGAUCAAAUUCUUCUCCAUUCUGAUCUGCUUCCUGCUGGCUUUCCUUCUCAACGUGCAGUCGAUUCGGUACUACAGCCAUGCCGGCCUUCUCAUCAACGUGCCGGCGAGGGGCCAGUGGGCGGCGCCGCCCCUCGCGGCGGAGUACGUCGCCGGGGCUCUGAACCGGGGGAGCUAUUUCUGGUCUCUUGGCCUCAGAGCUUUCUACUUCUCCUUCCCCAUGUUUCUCUGGAUCUUUGGGCCUGUGCCGAUGCUGGUUAGCUGCUUGGGCUUGGUCUUAAUGCUAUAUUUUCUCGACGCGUACUCGGGGUGGGGGGAGAACAGGGAGGAGGAGAGGAGGGAGGAGGGAGACGGGGUGGAACGGUGCUGAGGACAAGUGGCACGUGGAGGUGAAGAUCCGGAUUCAACGCUUGUUGAAUCUGGGGGUGUGUUUUUUUUUUGAUGAAAUUGGAGACUAACAGGCAGUUAACCCAUUAGUCACCAGCAAUCUUAUUGAGAAUCUGGGGUGUGUUAGAUUUUAAGGUAUAUGCAUCUCAUUGUUAGUUUGAUACACAUGAAGCUAGGUUGAAGUCAUGCGGUGCGUAGUCUUUCUAAGCUCGUUGUCCAACAAAAGAUGUUUCGUGUGACUAGAGUACUGCAGAAAACGUAGU
Molecule: messenger RNA, 1190 nt
Organism: Elaeis guineensis (African oil palm)
Lineage: Eukaryota; Viridiplantae; Streptophyta; Magnoliopsida; Arecales; Arecaceae
Source: RefSeq, a predicted model, not a curated record